AGAAAAAAAUUCCUCUUGCUUUUGCAUCAACUGGACUGACAGCAGUAAGAUGCUCAAUGCAUAAGCAUCUGGAAACCAUCAGAAGAACAACAUGGUCAAACCUGGGAAUAGGAUUGCAACUCAUGGGGCAAGAAGCUUUUCCAAGAUCAAGGUUUCUGUGAGCCAAAGUGCCUCAAAUAGUUUUUCUCAUAUUGAGACUCAAGGAAAGAGGGGAAUGUAAAAACCUCAAGAAGGAAGCCUGGAAAAUAGACUUUGUGAACUCAGUUAGGCAGAGGUUGAGAACAAACACAAAAGAUAUCUUCAAGUUCUUAAAGGCAGCAGCCUUCAAGAAGCAGUAACACAUCUAAAACAUAAACAUUUGGAAACCAUCAGAAGAAGAUGGGAGAUCCUGGGAAAAGGGUUGCAACCCAUGGGGUGACAUGCUUUUCGAAAAUGAAGAUGUUUCUGUUGGCAUUAACAAUGGCAUAUCUAGCCAAAGCAUUAUCAGGAGUUUACAUGGUUUCCAUGCUCACACAAAUAGAGAGACAAUUCAAUAUCCCGACAUCUAUAGUUGGAUUUAUCAAUGGGAGUUUUGAGAUUGGAAACCUUUUGUUGAUUAUAUUCGUGAGUUACUUUGGAUCAAAACUGCACAGGCCUAUCAUGAUUGGUGCUGGUUGUGUGGUUAUGGGCCUAGGGUGUUUCUUAAUAUCAGUACCUCAUUUCCUGAUGGGUCGAUACGAAUAUGAAAAAACGAUCUCACCUUCAAGCAACUUGUCUUCAAACAGCUUCUUAUGUUUGAAAAAUAGAAGCCAGACCUUAAUGCCAACACCAGACCCAGGAGACUGUGAAAAAGAAAUUAAAUCCUUAAUGUGGAUAUAUGUACUGGUAGGAAAUCUUAUUCGUGGAAUUGGUGAAACUCCCAUUGUGCCCUUGGGCAUUUCCUACAUAGAAGAUUUUGCCAAAUCUGAAAACUCCCCUUUAUACAUUGGGAUUUUAGAAGCAGGAAAAAUUGCUGGCCCUAUGAUUGGACUUUUGUUGGCAUCUUUUUGUGCAAACAUCUAUGUAGACAUUGGGUCUGUGAAUACAGGUGACCUGACCAUAACUCCCACUGAUACGCGCUGGGUCGGUGCUUGGUGGGUCGGCUUUUUGAUCUGUGCAGGAGUGAAUAUCCUGACCAGCAUCCCCUUUUUCUUUCUUCCCAACAAGCUCCCAAAAGAAGGACUAGAGGAUAAUGCAGAUGUGACUACAAGUGACAAAGAGAAACACCAAGGAAAAGCAAGAAAGGAAAAACGUGGAAUCACUAAAGAUUUCUUUCCAUUCAUGAAGAGCCUCUUCAGCAAUCCGAUUUAUGUGCUUUUUGUCCUUGUAAGUGUGCUUCAGAUCAAUUCAUUUACCACAACAUUUGUCUUCCUUCCUAAGUACCUGGAACUGCAAUAUGGAAAAUCAACUGCAGAGAUAGUCUUUCUUAUAGGUAUCUAUAACUUACCUCCAGUAAUUACUGGAUAUUUAAUUGGCGGAUUGGUUAUGAAAAAGUUCAAGUUUACUGUCAAGAAAGCUGCAUAUGUAGCUUUCUGCUUAUCCCUGACUGAGUGGCUUCUAUUUUUAUUAAACUUUAUGUGGACCUGUGAUAAUUUCCCAGUUGCUGGCUUAACUACAUCUUAUGAACACGAACGAAUUCAGCAGCCAUUAUAUGUGGAGAAAAAGAUUCUUGCUAACUGCAACACAAGGUGUAACUGUUUAACCAAAACAUGGGAUCCAGUGUGUGGAGACAAUGGAAUAGCAUACAUGUCAGCCUGCCUUGCAGGCUGUGAGAAAUCUGUUGGAACAGGAAUUAACAUGGUGUUUCAAAAUUGCAGCUGCAUUCAGUCUUCAGGAAACUCAUCUGCAGUCCUCGGGCUGUGCAAGAAAGGCCCUGAUUGUACUAUAAAGCUGCAUUACUUUUUCAUCAUGGUAGUAAUUUGCAGUUUUAUCUACUCACUAGCAGCUCUACCUGGGUAUAUGGUUCUUCUGAGGUGUAUCAAGUCUGAAGAGAAGUCACUUGGAGUUGGAUUACAUGCAUUUUUCAUAAGAGUAUUUGCGGGCAUUCCAGCUCCUAUUUACUUUGGUGCCUUGAUAGACAGAACCUGUUUACACUGGGGAAAUCAGAAAUGUGGGAAGCCAGGGGCUUGCAGGAUGUAUGAUAUAAAUUACUUCAGGAGUAUUUUCAUUGGGUUGCCAGCAGCACUAAGAGGAUCAAGCUUCCUCCCAACAAUCUGUAUUCUGAUACUUUUGAGGAAGUUCCAACUCCCUGAGGAAACUGACUCUUCAGAGACUGAGUUUACAGAGAUGAAGCUCACAGAGAAGAAAAGCGAGUAUAUGGAUAUGCAGAGAAGUCCUGAAUCUGAUAACGACAGAGAACUGAAAACGAGGCUGUAAUGAGAUUUCUAUUGACCUGCAAAAGAGCAUGAACAGUGUGCAUAUGGUUCUUUUGAAUUAUGGGAAGUACUGUGGAAGCUAUUUUCUUGUGCUUGAGGAACCCAAAUUUAUUUUUAAUCAUGAUAAAAAUAUUUACUUAUAUUUCAGAAGCAUUAGAGUGACACUUAACAUUUUCCCAGGGAAGACUAUGGUGACCCCACCACAAUGAACUUCAGAGCUGCCUUCAUUGUCAAACAGCAUUUUCUCUUUAACUCAAUCAGAGCAAGUGCACCUUUCUUACAUAUCUGCAAAGAGCCUUAAGACUUUCCCAUGUCCAAACACUAUUAAAUUUCAUGGAAUUAUGCUUUGAUGUUAUAUUUAUUUAGAGUGAAACAUUUUCAUCUUGGUUAUGUUACAUUGAAAUUAUUUGUUCAAAUUUAUCAUUUCUAUAUGCAAAAUAUUAGCAUACUUCUUUGUCUAGCUAGGAGUUCUUAAUUCUCUUUUUUAUUCUAGGUAUGAUGCUUCUAAAAUUAGACUUCUUAUUAAAUGUCAUCUGUUGCUAUCAAUCUCCUGUUUCAUUACACAUGUCACAUAUUUGACAACUUAGAGCACUGAAAAUUUUAAUCAUAUUUUUUAAAAAUCAUGAAGCAAAGAUAUUUGGAACAUUUUUUCCUAGCAUUUCAAAGCUGUUCAUAAAACUUACUCUUAAAAGGAAGAAUUUGAGGAAGCCUGUACUUUCAUAGGUCUUCAUAGAGAAGGGGUUGUGUGUCAGUGGUACAGUGAUUGUCUAGUAUGUGUGAGGUUCUGGGUUCAACAUUGAAGUAGAGCAAAUUACUGAUAAUGAAAUAAAUAAAGGCUGGAUGCAGUAUCAGAUGUUCUUAAAAGACUAGUAUCUCAUAUUCAGGUGGCCCCUUAGACCCAGAAUUCAUUUUACAAAUGUGUCCUUAGACACAUUUAUUUUCAAAAUAGUCUUAGAGAUCAUUCUUAGAUCAGUUAGAUGGUUCAGUGGAAAGAAAUGUUUGCCACAAAACCUAACAAGAUGGGUUUGAUCCCAGAAAUCCACGUGGUGAAAAGAGAGAACCAUGACUUGAAAGUUGUCCUAUGUCAUCUACUCCUGUACUCUGGUGUACAUGCUCCACCUAUAAAUAAAUAAAUUAAUAAAAAGAUGAAAGAAAUUUAUAAA
This is a messenger RNA of Myodes glareolus (Bank vole), 3556 nucleotides long. Lineage: Eukaryota; Metazoa; Chordata; Mammalia; Rodentia; Cricetidae. The record is from RefSeq and is a predicted model, not a curated record.